Trypanosoma theileri is the source of this 1530-nucleotide messenger RNA. RefSeq names its product putative intraflagellar transport protein IFT88. The record is from RefSeq and is a predicted model, not a curated record. NCBI's taxonomy places the organism in Eukaryota, Euglenozoa, Kinetoplastea, Trypanosomatida, Trypanosomatidae. Gene Ontology annotation, molecular function: protein binding. The coding region runs from base 1 to 1530 and encodes 509 amino acids. The transcript has a single exon.
AUGCGGAAGCGUGAAGUGGAGAUUGUGGCCCCGUCUACGGAGAAGUAUGCAACCUAUCCCGUUGCCCCACCCACAAAGGGACAACAACAACAAAAACAAUCCAAACAACAACAAAAACAGAAAAAACAACAACAACCACCACUACCAGAAGAACCACAAAAUCAACGACAACUCAUAUUGGCUCCUAUUAAACCGCCUGUACGCCGCAGUGUAGAUGCGGUGGGAUCGCAACAACACACAUCCCGACGACGGCCGCCGCUCAUCACACAAUCCCAACGGGAUGCGUUGACCGUCUCGGCCUUUGGCUUCGGCACCACCCGCCACGGCCCGCCCGACAGAAGCGCCUCCUCCAUCACCGGCGAGUUCACAACAGCGGCGACCACCACAACAGGAACCGCAACGGGCGGCGGGGUCGGAGUGGUGCUCGCCCAGCGGGAAAAAGAUUCCCUGCGGUUUCAUCUCUGUGUAGAUGCGCUGGCCGAUGGCUGUGUGGCCACUUAUAUUCAUCUCUUUCAACUUGCCCACCGUCCGCCGGUGUGUGUAGAUCCACUCGCCCAAACACACUUUACCAUUCCAGAUGAUCGGCUGCGGUGGGUGCGGGAACAACUCUCCGCAGUGGAAGUACUGCGACGCCAAAGUGAAUUCCGCGAUGCCGUUAAUUGUUGUUACACUCUCGCGGAUUACUUUGAAAGUGAACGCGAUCACGAAGAGGCGGCGUGGCAUUAUGAGACCGCAUUGCGAUAUGCGAUGGAGUCUCUUGAGCGACCACUGGAGCAGGAAGUGCGGGAGACCUACGCUGCCUUCUUUGAGCGACGUAAACAAUACCGAAAGGCCCUUGCUCUUUAUGAAGUGAUGUAUAAACUCGCUAUUGCUAUUGAAGAUGAGAAGACGGCAAAUGCUGCCAGUUUUCACAUGAUGCGUACAUGCCGAGCUCUCGCAGAAGAGAUGAUGCAGACAAAUCCAGAGGAGGCUAGACGCUUUUUAGAGAGAGCCCUUAGUAUUUCCCGUCGUGUGGGUAGUGGUGAGAAUGAGGCGGCCUGUUGUUAUUCCCUCGGUAUCUUGUGUGAACAGUUGGGAGAUUUGCCAGGAGCACUGCGAUAUCAACAGGCCUUUUACGAAGUAUCCCGGCGAGAGAAACUCACGGAGGAUGAGAAAACAGCGGCUCUUGUUGUAGCGGGAUUACAGGAGCGUAUGCAUAUGGGGCCAGAGGCGAUGGAAUCUCUACAACGGGCCUUAUCUCUAGCAAGAGAGGUUGGGGAUUUGGAGGGUGUUUGUCGGGCCACCAUGCAACUCGGUCAGGCGUAUAAAAGCAGUGGAGAAGAGGAAAAGGCAUUAGAGUAUUUUAGACAAAACUUUGAAACCGCACGUCAACAGAAUAAUCAAGAUUUAGAGGAUCAGGCACGAGUAGCAUUAGGAUUUGCCCUAGGAGAAUACUAUUACACACAUGCAGGGAAUGGUCGUGGUUAUGUACCUAUUGUUUGUUAUGAUAUUAAAGCACAAUUAGAAUGGAUGAGUAAUGGUGUACUGUAA